AUGGGACAUGCCCAUUCCCAUGAUAUAAAGCUUCAUCGAAAAUAUGGUGAUACCGUUCGCAUUGGGCCAAAUGCCGUAUCUAUAGGCAGUGCUACUGCUACAAAAGCUGUUUAUGGUAUAGGCGCCGGUCUUCGAAAAUCCGAUCUUUACCCAGUUCAAUACAGCUAUUCCAACGGGAAACUCAUUCCUGGAAUAUUCACUACUACCGACGAACGACUGAACAAAGAUAUGAAACGCCCAGUGUCUAACCUGUAUUCGCUGUCCAAUGUUCUUCACCAUGAAGGCCUCGUUGAUCAUACCAUAGAAUUGUUCAUCUCUGAGCUCAAGAGGAAGUUUGCAGACACCGACUCAGCGUGCAAUAUUGACGAUUGGUUGCAUUUCUUUGCGUUUGAUGUGAUGAGUGAAGUGACCUUUGCCCGUCGAAUCGGAUUCAUCGAAAGAGGCACUGACGUUGACGGCACUAUUGCCGGCAUAUGGAAAAGAUUUCGAUAUUUCGGAAUUGUAGGACAGAUGCCCUGGCUAGAUAAGCUGUGGGAUAAGAGUCCACUCAUCAAUGCUUUGCUUCCGGCCAAGUCAUCAGCAAUUGUGACGUUCACCUUCAUGCAAAUAAAAAAGCGGAUCGAGGACUUCAAGAAUACCACUGAGGGGCCCAUUGAGAAGAACAGCGGACAGCCAAUUGACUUCUUUUCGCAGUUUCUGAAAGCCAAGUUCAAUCAUCCAGAAAUACCGGAUUGGUACCUCACAUCCUGGACAACGUCAAAUAUGCUUGCUGGAAGUGACUCAACAGCUGUAUAUCUCCGGUCCAUUAUCUAUUACCUCUUAAAAAAUCCCAAAAGCUAUCGCAAAGUUUUGGAAGAAUUAUCAGAUCAUGAAAACACAGGAAAGAUUUCGAAAGUUAUUACAUGGGCCGAAGCGAAGUCCUUGAAUUAUCUUGACGCUUGUAUCAAAGAAGCUGGCCGUCUUCAUCCAGUCGUUGGACAGCAAUUCGAGAGGGUAGCCCCUAUAGGAGGAAUCACCGUCAACGGUCAUUUCAUACCUGAAGGCACUGUAGUCGGCAUCAACCCAUGGGUUUCGCACCGUGACAAAACAGUUUUCGGCGACGAUGCGGAAGCAUGGAAUCCAGACAGAUGGCUGGUCGAAAAAUCGGAACAACAUCGCAUGGAAAGUUCAAUGCUUGUAUAUUUCUCGUCGAAGGGGUUUGGCAUUUUGGCUGUUGACCUCCUGGGAUACGGAGACACUGAUAAACCUUUGUCUGCGUCAGAAUACAAGACGAAGAAGAUAGCUACCGAGAUUAUUGAGAUACUGAACCUGGAAAACAUCAGAAAAGUCCACGGAGUUGCUCACGAUUUCGGUUCCCUGCUUUUAUCGCGAAUUGCCAAUUACUACCCAGACAGACUCUACACUACAACUUUUCUCGCCGUGCCGUAUUCCUUGCCGGGUCAAAAGUUCGACCUGGCAAAAGUGAAUGCUCUCACCAAACAGGUUGCAGGGUUCGAAAGGAACCGAAUCAAAAAUUACGACUAUGAUGACGAGAUCACGGCCGAGCUGGACCCAACACUGUCUCUCCCAACAUUGGUAAUACAAGGGAGUGAGGAUAAGAUUGCUGUUUCUCAGCUUUUGGAUUUUGUGAGAAGCUAUAUCCCACAUUUGAGAAGCCGGCCUGUGCCCACUGGACAUUGGGUGCAUCUCGAGGCCAAGGACACGGUAAAUCAGUAUCUGGAGGAGUUCUUUUCCGAAUGUCAAGCCAGUAUCUAG
Messenger RNA from Talaromyces amestolkiae, 1755 nucleotides. RefSeq lists its product as uncharacterized. Bases 1 to 1755 code for a protein of 584 amino acids. Gene Ontology annotation, molecular function: monooxygenase activity; heme binding; iron ion binding. NCBI's taxonomy places the organism in Eukaryota, Fungi, Ascomycota, Eurotiomycetes, Eurotiales, Trichocomaceae. The record is from RefSeq and is a predicted model, not a curated record. The transcript is spliced from 6 exons.